UGAGCUUACGUAACAUCACGGCCCUGACACAUGCCUGAUGCUUCAUCAGACAUGUCCUUCGGCUCAGGUGAUGUUCAUCAGCAGGCUCUGGCAAAGUCAUUGUCAUCAUCUUUUUCACCAUAAUAAAGUUCUUAUUAAAUAUAACAUCACUUUGCAUGCUGUGAGCACCAUGUCUGAUUCAAAGAAAUCCAGCAGUGCCAGUCUGAGUCUUGAAGAUUUUGACUGCAUUGGGCUUGAUAUUGACCACACGCUUUGCAAGUACAAAUUGGACACUUUCUUUCCGCUGUCCUAUGAUUACAGUGCCAAGAUACUUGUUGAAGAGAAGGGAUAUGAUGAACGUCUACUUCAACCAUUUGAGAUGCACAAAGACCUAUGCAUCAAAGGCAUGGUAUUUGAUUCAGCUAAUGGUGACUUCCUGAAAUUAUCUGACUCUGGAAUCAUCUUACGAGCAAGUCACGGGUCUAAGAUGAUGUCUGAUAUUGAGAUAGAGGCCAAGUAUGGUACAGAUAGACAAUGGCAGCAUUUCUAUCAACUAGAAAGCACUCUACAGCAAUCAGAAAAGUUUGGAUAUACUGAGAACUAUUACGACCUCCCGUUCAUGGUGCUUCUAGCUCGUAUGAUUGACUUACAAGAACAAAAGAAUGAAGGCUUGAUUAAGCCUGAGAUCUUCAAGGAUUGUGUUGAAGGCUAUGUCAAAGGAUUUCUGUAUGAAGAGAAAAAAAACACCAUUUUGUCAGCAUGUGAAGAGGAGCCUAGCAAGUAUCUAGAACAAUGUAGUCAGCACUUGAAGACUUGGCUGAGAAGUCUACAUGAUAAGUGUCAGAUGGUCUUCCUUCUUAGCAGUGCCCAUCCACACUUUGCUAAUUCUGCCAUGAAUUACAUUCUGGGAGAGGAUUGGCGAAACUAUUUCCACAUCUGUCUGCUGCAGGCACGUAAGCCUGGAUUCUUCAGUACACAGGAUCCUAGCAAGCGACCGUUCUAUACUUUAGUUGAUGGUCAGAAACAGGAAGCUGUGACUGAGCUGCAGGACGGCCAGUGCUAUCUAGAAGGCAAUGUCCAGCUAUUCAAUCAGUACAUCCAAACAUUUACCGGCAAGGAGGACCCUAAGGUGCUUUAUAUUGGAGAUAGUAUCCGUUCUGAUAUCCACCCCAGCAGUGUUUAUAGUAACUGGCAGAGUGUGUUGGUGCUUGAAGAGAUGGAAGUAGAGGAACUUAUUCCUAAUGGAACCUGCACAUUAAAUGGCAAUGAUGAAGAAACCACAGACAAGGCAAACAUUAGAUCAGGUCCCUCUCAGCUAGAGAGAGAGUUUCUCCUGUCUGACCAGUGGGGAUCAUUCUUUGGAGAUACCUUGCCAGUCCAACAGUCCAAGACGGUAACAAAUGGAUGCAACAUUGCUGAAGCUAACCAUUCCCCUGUGAUGGUCAAUACACUCUGGACACGAUUGAUGAGGAAGCAUGCUAGCAUAGCCAUACCCAAGCUAGAUUACAUGGCUGAUUUCCCCACAUACUUCAAGUUUGAAACAUUUGCAAGCAGUGACUGGAGGAAAGGUUUCCACCCCGGAAUGCCCAAGAAUGUCACAUGUUAAGGUGCAAUUGAUAGACUUCAAACAGCACAGCAGCUUUAUAACUUGGUUUUGGGUUCAUAUAUGUAUUAGUCUUACAGUACUUUGAGUAUGUUCAUUCCUUUUUUGCUUUUACAUUUAUUUGCACUAUUUCCUGUCAGCUUAAAUGUAUUUUCUUAUUGAAUACUUAAAAAGCUCUUCGCCAUAACUUUUUGUCAGAGAUGAUAUUAAAAAGAA
Messenger RNA from Patiria miniata (bat star), 1798 nucleotides. Its product is annotated as 5'-nucleotidase domain-containing protein 1-like. The transcript is spliced from 11 exons. NCBI's taxonomy places the organism in Eukaryota, Metazoa, Echinodermata, Asteroidea, Valvatida, Asterinidae. Gene Ontology annotation, molecular function: 5'-nucleotidase activity. The coding region runs from base 38 to 1585 and encodes 515 amino acids. The record is from RefSeq and is a predicted model, not a curated record.